This is a messenger RNA of Osmerus eperlanus (European smelt), 633 nucleotides long. It is a transcript of the gene pmch, whose product is annotated as pro-melanin-concentrating hormone. Lineage: Eukaryota; Metazoa; Chordata; Actinopteri; Osmeriformes; Osmeridae. The transcript is spliced from 3 exons. Gene Ontology annotation, biological process: chemical synaptic transmission; behavior. Bases 61 to 495 code for a protein of 144 amino acids. The record is from RefSeq and is a predicted model, not a curated record. Gene Ontology annotation, molecular function: type 1 melanin-concentrating hormone receptor binding; melanin-concentrating hormone activity.
ACAUCAAGUCAGUCUAGCGUCACUGUCACUCAAAAGGAAGCAGAAAACAGUGUAGAUACCAUGAUCUCCUUCCACUCAGCCAUGUUCACUCUGGUGCUCCUCUGUGAGCUCAGCGCCCACACCGUCUGCCAGGGCGAACCAACAGGGACGCUGGAAGACGCUUGGAUGGAGCGGCAGAACUUGAAUUCGAUGCUGGAUGAUGAGGCGAUGGCUGAGCCUUCCCUCCAUGUGCCUGCGUACAGGCAGAGCUCCAUCCAGGACAACAGACUGGAAGAUGAAGAUGGAACCCCCAAGAUCAUCGUCCUCUCAGAUAUCGGAUUGAAACGACACAGCAGACGGGGCCUGAACUCUGCUCGCGCUCCCCCUCUUCUCACAGAGCGCAGCACAGACCAAACUCCAGCUGAAUACAACCUGAGAAUUGAGCGCAGGGAGGCAGAUCUCGACAUGCUCCGAUGUAUGAUAGGAAGAGUCUACCGCCCCUGCUGGCAGUCCUAAGGAAGUGCGACCCCUGCACCUCUGACUAGUGUCUUCAACCUGCUCUUUAAAACGUAUAGUGCUCGUUUAGAAUGUGUUGCAUGUUGUAAAAACAAUAGUGUAAACAAAUAUAUAUAUAAAAAAAUGAUACAACUUUAU